AACGGGACUGCUGAAAGCUGGGACAAACUCCAUCUGCUUGGCUGGUGGUCUGCAGUGCUGAUGACAUGGGACGGUUGCCCACCUGCUGUGGCAGUGAGGUUUUGGCUGAGCUUGGGAGGCUGGCAAAUCUGUGUCUCCAGCCCUCUGGGAAGUGGGACAUCACAGUGUGGGCAGGUCACCUGGGACGUGGGUGGCCUUGUGUGUCCCGGUUGUGCCAAAAGUUGUGGGAAGAGAAAUGGGAAGCUCUGCAGGUGAGGUCCACUCUGGCAUUACUAGAAGCCUAGGUGCUAGUGAUGAGAACAAACCUUGAGGGGCUGCUGGACAUUGAAGCACCAUGAGCUUCAGCUAGUGGGAAGCCAAGUGCAGCAGCCUUCCCUUCGGGUGCUGGGACAAUAGGUUGAUUGCUGUGCCAGAGCCAAGUGGCAGCAGGUCAGUCAAUCCCAUUUUUCAAGCCAGUAUGUCCCACCUUGGACCUCUGCAAUUUGGAAUCACCAUUGGUGAGUGCUUUCCUUUCCCAAGUGAGGCCAGCUGCUCCCCAGUAGCCCAUCCUGCCCCCAAGACAAGGCUUAUCCCAGGGACGUGCUGGCACUGAGCUGCCGGGGACUGCACCAGUCCUGGUAACUUGGUGGCUAGGGAUGCCUAAGAACCUUAAGGUGCUCCAGGGCGUGUGUUCCUCAAGAAGCCACAGUGAGAGGGCAGAUGGGCAGGUCUCCCUCUCCAGUGCUUGCCAAGUGGUGUCGGCUUUUCCUUUGCACAAGUUCCCGGUGUUUGUACUCACGCAGCUGAUUAUCUCCCUGUUUCCUCUCCUGCCUGAUGUUUCCUGCCUCGCUUACUCCCUUUUGCUGGUUUUGCCCUUUGUGUCAGGCUUAUCUUCCGGCUCUGGGCAGUGUCAGAUCUCAGCGUCCCCCCCCUGCCCACCAUGAUGGCAAUGCACAGACCUGAGCACCCUGCCCUGGGUCCUUUCCUUGGGCUGCAGCACAGGGAAAUGCCAGCUCCCUGGGAGCAGGGGCAAGCUGGGACAGGGCAAGGAUAAUUUAGGAUACAUCUGCUUUUUAGCAGCUGAUCCAUCUCUCUUCUGAAGCUGGGGACCAGGUACCAAUUGGACCUUGGGGAGCUGCUGGGUCCAGUAGUAGGGUGCAUUUCAGGUACCUUUCACAUAGGGGCUGCAAAAGGACACAGGGACACAUCUGGGGACUUCCAGGGAGCAUGGGUGGGAAGGUUGUCACCCAGAGCAGCUCAGACUGCCUCCACCAGCCCCUGUGGGGCCAUAGUAGUAUCUGGGGUAAACACAGAAUCAUAGAAUAGUUUCAGUUGGAAGGGACCUUCAAAGCUUAUCCAAUCCAAACCCUGCCAUGAGCAGGGACAUCUUCACCAGCUCAGGUUGCUCAGAGCCCCGUCCAGCCUGGCCUGGGAUGUCUCCAGGGAAGGGGCAUCCACCACCUCUCUGGGCAACCUGGGCCAGUGUUUCACCACCCUCAGCGUAUAUCCUUGCUCUGGGGAGCUCAGCAGUUCUCCAGGCUCCAGGGAUUGACUUCAGUGAUGGGAAAGGUCCAUAUUUUCCAGGGUCUUUUACCAGCUGACACCUUUCAGACCAACAGCCACCAGAAAAGACUUGUUACACCAGCAGCUGGUGUCAGACAUGUCCAUGGGUCAAGGCAGGAGUGGGGAGGACAUGGAGAGUCCUGGCAGGACUUGCCAGGAUCAGGCCAAGCGAGGGGCACCCCACCAUGCUCAAGUGGGGCAAACAGAGACCCCGUGACAGGCUCCAGGAGCAGGGCGGGGGCAGAAGAGGAGGCAGGGAACGGAAAAGGGCUGCUCCUGUGACACGGCUGCGGAGGUGGAGCAGGAGGCAGGUCACAAACAGGCAGCACACGAGGAAGCGCUGGGACACCAGUGUGGCCAGGGUGGCUGCAGCAGCUCCAGGUGCAGCAGGACCUUCACUGGCUGGGGAAGGACCAGGAGCAGAGGCAACCAGAACUGCAGGGACCUCAUCAGGACCUGGAGAUCCUCUCGGCAGGAGUCUCCUUCCAGCCAGAAUAGCUCUUCAUUCUGCCAAGCUGGUUGGAUCCUGCCUGGUGCUUCCUUGGGAAGCCUCCCCGGUCUUCUGUGGGGGGUACCAUGGAAGUGGAAGCUUUACCAGCUUGGCACAGAUUUAACCCAAAUACCUAAUAAAAGGUUUGGAGGAAAUCCAUCCUGGGGAAGAAAAUUGCAGCACUUCACCAGCUUCAUUUGAUGAACUGGGGUUUAAUCAAACCCCAGAGUCUCCAGAGGUGCUACCUGCUGCUCCCUGGGGAGACCCUCCAGGUCACACUCAACGAUGUCACUGUCUGUGCGCCCGCAGCGCCGAGUCCUUGUCACCAAGAUCAAUAGGAGCCAGUCCUUUGCUGGAGUGAACUCGUCAGGAGACAGGCCCUUCAGGAACCUCUCGCCCUUCACCCCCACUGUCUCCCGCAAGACUGGCUCCAGGGUCAGUAGGAUGUUCUCAAUGUCUCACAAAUCCCCACCACCCAAGGUGCCUCAGCCCAACCGCCUGGACGAGGUGUACGAAGCUCUCAAGAAGGGCCUGACAGCCUACCUGGAGGUGCACCAGCUGGAACUGGAGAAGCUCAGCACUCAGAUCCGGGAGUCCAAGAGGAAUUCACGCCUGGGCUUCCUCUACGAUCUGGAUAAGCAAGUGAAGUCAAUCGAGCGCUUCCUGCGUCGCCUGGAGUUUCAUGCUAGCAAGAUAGAUGAGCUCUACGAGGCUUAUUGCAUCCAGCGACGGCUCCGCGAUGGAGCCCACAACAUGGUCAAGGCUUACAGCACGGGCUCGCCAGGCAGCCGGGAGGCACGCGAGAGCCUGGCUGAGGCCAGCAAGGGCUACAAGGAAUACACGGAGAACAUGUGCCUGUUGGAGAAUGAGCUGGAGAGCCAAUUGGGCGAGUUCCACGUCCGGAUGAAAGGACUGGCAGGCUUUGCCCGGCUCUGUGCUGGUGACCAGUAUGAGAUCUUCAUGAAGUAUGGGCGGCAGCGGUGGAAGCUGCGGGGACGCAUCGAGGUGAACAGCAAGCAGGUGUGGGACAGCGAGGAAAUGGUUUUCUUGCCCCUCGUCACUGAGUUCCUCUCUAUAAAGGUGACGGAGCUAAAGAGCCUGGCCAACCAUGUUGUGGUGGGCAAUGUGUCCUGCGAGACCAAGGACCUCUUUGCGGCUCUGCCCCAGGUAGUGGCUGUGGAUAUCAAUGACUUGGGCACCCUCAAACUCAGCCUGGAGGUGACCUGGAACCCCUUCGACAAGGACGACCAGCCCUCAGCAGCGAGCAGCGUCAACAAGGCCUCCACAGUGAACAAGAGGUUCUCCACCUACAACCAGAGCCCUCCAGACACGCCGUCCCUGCGGGAACAGGCUUUCUAUAGCCCGGGGCGGGCGGCUGACAAGCACGGUUGGUCCUUACUGGACAUCUUUCGGGAGACACUCUUCGAGAAGCUUUCUCAGAGCUGCUCCUGCAGCGACGUCUCCUCGGCCGAGCUCGGGAGAUGGCCGCAGCAGGGCCGCAACAUGCUGCGGCGCCAGGAGGAGCUGGAGAACGGCACAGCCUGGUCCAUUUCCUCGGAGUCCUCGGAUGACUCCUCCAGCCCCCAGCUGUCUGGCAGUGCCCGCCAUGCCACACACAAGCCCAUCGUGCAGCCUGAGGUGCAGGCGUCCGCCCCCGCCAUCGAGAUCUCCUUCUCCCAGCAGCCGGAGGAGGCUGGGGCUGGGCCUGGGGCUGGUGGCACCAGUGUUCCCCCAACUGGGAGCCAGCCGGAGGAGCCAGGCAGCCAUAAGGAGACAGUGGCCAACGGGCAUGUGCCCUACUCCCGGACUCUGAGCCACAUCAGCGAGGCCAGUGUGGAUGCCACAAUGGAGACCAAGGCUGCGGAAAGCCCUUGGGAGCCCAGCCCAGUGGACACAGGGAUGCAAGAGCAGGACACGGACUCCCUGCCUGGUGCCUCAGUGGCAGCUGUUGGAGCAGGACAGGACAGAGGGGCUGAGGCCAAGCCCCGUGCCGCUGUGGCGUGGGCCACCACCUAUGAGACGGAAGCCAGCAGGGCUGAGCCGGUGCAGAACCAGCAGCCAGCGCAGGGUGGCUGUGGUACCGGGGUCCCCACAGUGCUGGCACAAGCUCCCGAGGAGGAGAGGCCUGUCCUGGCCCCGCCACUGCCUGCCGGCAUCCCCGAAGUGCCGCGGGGGAAGGUGGUGGAUUCGGGUCUGGAGGAGGCCAUUGGCCUCCUGGGCUCAGCCCUAGAAGACUAUCGGGGGCAGUUCCCAGAGCUGCAGCCCCUGGAACGGGAGCUCAAACGCCUGGAGGAGAUGCUGCUGCAGAAGCAAGGCGUCUUCCUCAGCAGGGCCUCCAGCAUCAGCCUGACGGUGGAGCAUGCGCUGGAGAGCUUCAGCUUCCUCAACACCUCUGACAUGGAGGACUCAGAGGGCUCCGAGGAGGAGCCUCUCCAAGACGAGAGGAGGGCUGGCAGACCCCGGCGCGGCAGCAGGGUCCCUAGCGCUGGAGAGACAGGGGCAGAUGACAUGGGCCUGUGCAGCGGCUCUGAGGCCAGUACCGACCCCCUGAGCACCGGCAACGAGUUCCUGGAUAAGGCCCUGGUGCUUCACCUCAACAACUGCAACCGCUUGCUGCUGAAGCUUGGCACCUUCGGUCCCCUGCGGUGCCGGGAGAUGUACGCCCUGGACAGGCUGCUGCGGGAAGCUCAGGUGCUGGAGAUCGUGUGCCAGCUGACGGAAGAGCGAGCGGGAGCAGCCAGCUCUGCUGCUGAUGUGGUGCAGUUCUCGACACGGAAGGAGGGUGUGCUGCCCCUUUGGGACCACUGCGUGGAGGCACCCAAUGUCUACACCUGCCCCGUGGAGCGGUUCCUGCAGGUGCUCAGCACCCAGUACGCAGCGCACAUCAGCGAGCGGCACCCUGGCCUGGCUGAUACUGUGUGUGUGAAACUGGUGGAGGACGUGCUGAAUCGGCGGCUGCCCCGGCGGCCUGGCAGCACCCAGGGCGAGCAGGUCACCAUCUUCCAGUACUGGAGCCACUUUGAGUCACUUGGCGCCCUGGUCCUCGACACCUACAUGAUGGAGCUGGCAGAGGAAGCGCUGCUGGCGCAGAACCUCAACUCAGACGACCAGGAUGUGGUGUUGCGUGCCCUGAAGCGCGUGCCCGAGGGCCGCCUGAAGAAGGAGGGACUGAAGGCGCUGAGCCUGCUCCUUGUGGAAGGCAACAGUAAGGUGGUGAGCGCUGUGUCAGCCCAGCUCCGCAGCCUGGCAGAAAACCCCCGCUUCCGCCAACGGGCUCUCGUGUGCUACCUGGAGCAGCUGGAGGAUGAGGAGGUGCAGACGCGCGUGGCAGGGUGUGCGGCGCUGGGCUGCCUGAAGGCCAAGGAAAGCAUCGAGCAGCUGGUUUACCUGUGCCAAACAGACAAGGAGCCUGUGCGCGAGGCAGCCAAGCAGAGCCUGAUGCUGUGCGGGGAAGAUGGUAAAUCAGCUCACCGACGGCUGGAGGAGGCCCUGGACAGCCUCCCGAGGAUCUUUGCACCAGCCAGCAUGGCCAGUACAGCUUUCUGAGACAACACGCAAACCCACCCGCCAUCCAUCGGGGGCAAAGGCACCGCUGGGCCACCUGGACUUGCAUGGCCUGGGGCCAGCCAGGACCCGGCAGCUCCCGCACCGCAGUAUUACCCCCGCCGGCAGCUCGCCGUGGCCGCACACUGCCUUACGGAGCACCGCUUCGCCGGCCCCUGGCCCCACGGGGUGCCACGUACGCACCCCUGGGCAGGGGGGCUCGCUGCACACCCCACCCUCUGAUUGCUAUUUAAAAUACACAGGGAGCCCACCCUUCCUCGCCCCCCUUGUCCACUACAGCUGCUGGGACCGCAGCGGCAGGGAGAUGUUGAGAUUUCUCUGCCUCCUCUUGCCUUCCUCUUGCUGGAGGGCACGUGCCCUGUCCUGGAAGGACCUGCACUUUGGAAACCACCACGCUGUUUCUUUCCAGGAGUUGCGUGGGCUGUGGGGACUGCUGCCCUUUGCCACCUGGAGGCCUCCAGGACUUAAAUAAAAUGAAAUAUGAGAUAUUAAUAUAUUCUGCUGGCGUUUCUUCUUUCCAGCUCCACGUGCUCCUGUCCCUCCCCGGCUGUGGCUGUAGGGAGUGUAGCGAGAUGUGGCCCCAGCUCAGAGCCUUUCCUGGUCUGUUGGGAAGUGCUGUGGAGGGCAGGGGCAGGAGGAGCAUCAGAGAGACAGACAGACGGAUGGACAGAAGCUGCCACCUUUUUUUUUUUGUUGUUGCUGUUUUAUUUUAUUUUUUAUUUACAGAUUUUUGCAGAAAAACAAAAGCAAAAAAUUCUUUUCUAUAAGGUCUCUAUAAAUCUAUAUAUAAUGUAAUUACAGAGAACAACUAAUUUUGAUUUUAAACCAGAAAUAAAAACAAACCUUUAAUGAGC
Molecule: messenger RNA, 6450 nt
Organism: Columba livia (rock pigeon)
Lineage: Eukaryota; Metazoa; Chordata; Aves; Columbiformes; Columbidae
Gene: RIPOR1
Product: RHO family interacting cell polarization regulator 1
Exons: 24
Coding region: 2318-5578 (1086 amino acids)
Cellular component (GO): cytoplasm
Source: RefSeq, a predicted model, not a curated record